UACACGAGGCAAGACUUCACUGAUUACUAUAUAACAUAUUCUGCGGUCUACAGCGGCAUCGUCGACGGAACACCAUGAAUGUCGUAGAAGAGUUUUGUAACGAUAUUUCCAAAUACUAUCCCGACACGAACGACUUUUAUAGCUGGUACAUCGCGCUUUGUGUAAUCAACGGAAUUUUGGCUCUCUCUGCGAUAUUUGGCAAUACGAUUAUCAUCUGUGCCCUAACAAAGACAUCUUGUGCCUUAUCUCCUUCGCAAAUACUGCUGCUUGGUUUGGCUUUUUCCGAUCUAGGUGUUGGCUUAGUCGUACAGCCCUUCUACAUCUCCGUGAUAUUUAAGAUGCUCCUAAGUAAUUCUGCCUCUCCGGAUGACUCUGAGUGCAAAACCAAGAUUGCUUUUCUAGUUGUAGGAACUUUUCUUGCUGGCGUUUCAUUCUUCGUCGUUUCCGCGAUCAGCUUUGAUCGUUUCCUCGCUAUCAGCCUGCAUCUUCGUUACAGGGAAAUUGUAACAGAAAAGAGAGCAGGCAUUACUCUGACCGUACUGUGGACGCUCAGCGCAAGUGUAGCUCUCGGUUACCUGUUCAUGGGAGAUGUUAACCGAGAAGCAGUGUCCAGCACAUUUGCGGUAAUAUUUUUCGUCACAACCACCAUAACUUUUGUAAGAAUCUACCUCGCUGUCCGCAAACAUCGUUUGCAGAUAAAAUCCCAAGAACAAACGGCAAGUGAAAAUUGCAAAGAAUUAGCGCUGAGCAAAAGACAGCUUAAAUCAUCCGUCAACAUCUUGUACAUUUACAUCGUGUUCACCGCUUGUUAUCUUCCCUAUACUGGUACAAUGCUGAUCAUUGUAAAGUCUGAGCACGGAUUAUUUCUGAAAGGAAUGUUUCAGUUUUCAAUGACAUUAGGAUUUUUUAAUUCGUCCCUAAAUCCUAUUUUAUACUGCUGGCGGAUGAGAGAGAUACGGAGAUAUGUUUUAAAAAUACUCAAGACUUUCCUGCCUUGUUUUAAAACGGAUCAAGGUACUGAGAUCCCAAAGGAGAAGAAAUUAUCAAUCCUCAGCUCCUCUCAUUUCAAAAGAGACUAGUCAACAAAGACUCGUGCAAGUCAAAUUAACUCAACGAAGUAUUC
Molecule: messenger RNA, 1123 nt
Organism: Pocillopora verrucosa
Lineage: Eukaryota; Metazoa; Cnidaria; Anthozoa; Scleractinia; Pocilloporidae
Product: adenosine receptor A2b-like
Biological process (GO): G protein-coupled receptor signaling pathway
Cellular component (GO): membrane
Molecular function (GO): G protein-coupled receptor activity
Source: RefSeq, a predicted model, not a curated record